Durotheca rogersii is the source of this 979-nucleotide messenger RNA. RefSeq lists its product as uncharacterized. Bases 1 to 606 code for a protein of 201 amino acids. The record is from RefSeq and is a predicted model, not a curated record. NCBI's taxonomy places the organism in Eukaryota, Fungi, Ascomycota, Sordariomycetes, Xylariales, Xylariaceae. The transcript is spliced from 2 exons.
AUGGCAACUUCGGUGUUUGAGAAAGAUCGGGACCCGGGAUUUCAGGGCCGACCUACAUCUUCCGAACGAUACGAGGGCUCAUGCAAGUCCGCGUUACCGCUUCUGAGGUGGGACUUCGCGGUCGAUUUCACUGUCAAAGGCCAUCGAGACAGUCUUGACGCGGUCGUGAGGUUUUGCGAUUCCAAUCCUGCUUUCCAAUUCCCAGAUACCCCUGGUCUCACGCUUCCUAUACACCUGGACGACACGGGGAAGAUGGAACAAGGAUUGAAGCUUCACCACAUCGUUCUACGCAUGAUUCUCGUAGAGCAGUCGAGGUGGUAUAAAACCUUCGCUUUCGUUCAUGCCUCGCGAUUAAACUCCAAGGACUCGAUAGUAGCCUCCUUUGGCCCUGAUCGCGGCGUCCCACCUUGGCUGAUGCGCAAUCUCGGCCCGCGCCUAGUUCAGGUAUCCGACCUGGAUCAAGCUGUACCACGACUAUGUGACAGCGCUCUCGACCCGUCUGCAGCUUCAAGCCACCAAGGUCAGAGGGAGGGGCUUGACAACGACAUCGCCAUUGUUGGUAUGGCGUGUCAAGUGGCAGGGGCCAGCGACCUCGAAGAAUUCUAGAAAAUUAUAUGUUACGUGGCAAUCAAACUAGCCCUUAUAUGCCUAUAUACCGCAAAGCGUAAAUGUAGGCGUCUACGUUUUACGCGACACAUGAAUAAGAAGUUCAUAUGGCUGUACCUUGGGUAAAGGUUAAACGAAGUUACAAUCCAGUCCCCAUGAAAAUACCCCGCGCAACCGGCGAAUAACUACACCGAGACCGGCGGUGUUGCAAAGCGUCCCAACCACCAAGCUCCUUGCAGAGCAGUAGUGGUUUUGUUAGCCGCCAGUAAGAACCAAACUCCUCACAUCUUGGUGUUGAACAAAGUAUCCGUAAAUAUGCGCCCUAGUCAUUUCUAUUUCACGUUGGGGAGCUCUCAAGGGUAGAAUGUUGGAA